UCCACCACACUCACCCCAAGCAUCAGCGUCAGCAUCAGCAGGGAGCAGACGGAAGGGUGGGGUGGACGAGGCGCAGAAGAGGCGGCAGGGCACCCUGUGGUUCUGUACACCCUGCGACCCCAAGCCCCGCCGGUGCUGUGCAGAAGGGAGGGUCUGAGGCGGUGCUGUGCUCAGCGCUCCCUGCGUCUUUGCUGCUGCUGAUCUCUGUUGCAGUGGAGGCUGCAAGGCAGGGCACCAGUCUGAGUGCCCGGGACCAGCAGGAACAGACUGUCUGUGGUGUGAGGAUCAGGGGUGAUCAGGAGAGCCUCCUCACCACCACCACCACCACCACCACCUUGCUGCUGGCAUCUCCAGCCAUAAAGGAAAGGAAAAGUUUGAGUGCAAGAAGACUUGAGACAGAGCAGGUCCACUAGACACAGCCUUGCACACACUGGUGAAGAAAACCAUGAGUGCCAAGAGUGUGGGAAAAGACUCCCUGGGAAGGGUGACCUCACCAAGUACACCCACACACUCUGGAGGAAGACCUCAUGAAUGCCGUGAGUGUGGCAAAAAGUUCAGUAAGAAGAGUGACCUCAACAGACACACCCGUACACACACUGGUGAAAGACCUCAUGAAUGCCGUGAGUGUGGCAAAAAGUUCAGUAGGAAGAGUAACCUCAAGAAACACACCCUCAAACACACUGGUGAAAGACCUCAUGAAUGCCAAGAGUGUGGUAAAAAGUUCAGUUAUAAUAGUAACCUCAACAGACACACACUCACACACACUGGUGAAAGACCUCAUGAAUGCCGUGAGUGUGGCAAAAAGUUCACUCAGAAGAGGAACCUCAAGACACACACCCUUACACACACUGGUGAAAGACCUCAUGAAUGCCAUGAGUGUGGCAAAAAGUUCACUCAGAAGAGUAACCUCAAGACACACACCCUUACACACACUGGUGAAAGACCUCAUGAAUGCCGUGAGUGUGACAAAAAGUUCAGUACAAAGAGUGACCUCAAGAAACACACCCUUACACACACUGGUGAAAGACCUCAUGAAUGCCAAGAGUGUGGCAAAAAGAUGAACAGGAAGAGUGACCUCAAGAAACACACCCUUACACACACUGGUGAAAGACCUCAUGAAUGCCAAGAGUGUGGCAAAAAGUUCAGUAGGAAAAAUUACCUCAAGACACACACCCUUACACACACUGGUGAAAGACCUCAUGAAUGCCAAGAGUGUGGCAAAAAGAUGAACAGGAAGAGUGACCUCAAGAAACACACCCUUACACACACUGGUGAAAGACCUCAUGAAUGCCGUGAGUGUGGCAAAAAGUUCAGUGAUAAGAGUUACCUCAACACACACACCCUUAUACACACUGGUGAAAGACCUCAUGAAUGCCAAGAGUGUGGCAAGAGGUUCAUUUCUAUGUCUGUGUUGAACACACACAUCUUCAGACACUCUGGCCUGAGAGAGUUCAAGUGUGAUGUUUGUAAGAAACAUUUCAAGACCAAGCAGGAUAUUGCUCAGCACAUGAAGAUCCACUUCCCCUGAGGUGUUGUGUUGUGCUGCUGUAAGUGUUAUGCACGGAACUUUCCAUAUGACUCAAGAAUCACGUGACAGUACAAUUCUGUAUAGCUUGCACUUCUCUCUGCCAGCAGUGGUCAGUUACAGGCUGGCAGCCGCGAGAUCCACACGUUUGUCACUCGUCUCGUCCGCGGCUUGUAUACACCGUUCUUGUUGUGCUUCACAGAUAAAUAUAUUGUGGACUAAAAACAUGGACCUUUUCAUAAACUCAACCAAAGUAAUAUAUGUUGUGGGGGGCAGCGUUUGGUAGCCCAUCCUGGUUCUGCCGACAGGCCUGACCAAACAGCUGUUUUCCUCGAUGCAUCUGCAUAAGGUAAGCCUGCCGCCCAUGGCAGGUUUACCUUGUGCAGACGCAUAGGGGGGAAUUACACAGCUCAGGGCUGGAUGCUGCGGAACACCUAGCCUCUGGCCUUGCCGUCACUUCUUAAUGGGGCACAGGGAACUUGGUGACCUUCAGUGCCUCAAAAACUCAAUUUCUCCAGACAUCUUUCCCCUGUUCUUCAACAACACUCAGCCGUCCCCAUCACCCCGGGACGCAGGGCCAGUGUGUCACCAGGGUUACCCCAGCGUGCCUUUCCCAGGUGUCCCCAGGUACCCAUUUAUUGACCAGCCCGAAAGGAAGGAUGAACAGCUGGGUGGACUGCACGCCGCCGACUGCCCGGGCCGGGGUUCAAACCCAGACCACGCUAACCACUGCACCACGGACACGUAAUGAUGGAACUCAUUGCUUAUAAUAUACCGAAGAGAGAGAGAGAGAGUGAGAGUAUAUUUGUCUGUGUUUCUUUCAUUUUUUUCAUGGUUCCCUUCUUUUCUUCAGUUACUCUUUUCCUAUCUUUAUCUCACACUGUUUUGUUUCAUGUGUUAUUUCUCUAAUUUGUUUAUUAAUCUCUCCAUCUUCAUCUCUUUACUUUCUCUUUGAAGCUUGCCAUCUCAUUCUUUCUUUCAUUUGAUUCUCUCUCUCUCUCUCUCUCUCUCUCUCUCUCUCUCUCUCUCUCUCUCUCUCUCUCUCUCUCUCUCUCUCUCUCUCUCUCUCUCUCUCUCUCUCUCUCUCAUCAAGAGAGGUGCAAGAAAAGUAUGAUAUUUUUAUGGAGGCUUAUAAAUCACGAGUUAUGAAAUAUGUACCAGAAUAUAAACCCAAAGAAAAAGUAAAAAAAGGACUGGUUUAAUGCAAAAUGUGCGAAGCCAAAAGAAAAAAAAAAGACAAAGCGUGGAAAAGAUUGAAAAGAAAUAAAACAAAGGAAUAAAGAAGAUUUUAAGAUAGCGAGGAAUGAAUACAUGAAAAUAAGGAGAGAAGAGAAAGGAUAUGAAAAGGAUAUUGUCGAAAAGUGCAAGGAAGAACCUAAACUGUUGUAUUGAUUCAUAAUGGAAAAAUCAACCCAAGGGAAACAAUAGAAAGAUUGAGUGAUGGGAAUAUGAUAAUCGAAGAUCCUAAAGAAAUGACUGAGCUAAUAAACAAAAUGUUCCAGCAAGUUUUUACGAAAGAAUCACAAUUCAAGAUAACAAGAUAACAAGAUAAAUGUUCAUAUGGAAGAAGUCAUAGUAACUAAAGAGGAGAUAAUAUAAAAUGAUGGAGGAGCUGGAAGAGAGGAAAGCAGUUGGACUGGAUGGAGUCUCAAGCUAUUAACUGAAAGAAUGCAGAAAUCAGCUGGUUGGACCGGUAUAUGAUAUCAUAAAAUGCUCAAUAACACUGGUGAAGUGCCAAAGGAGUGGCGGAGGGCUGAAGUGGUCCCCAUAUACAAAAGUGGAAAGAAGAAAGAACCCCUGAACUACAGACCUGUAUCAUUGACCACAAGUCAAUCAGUCAGUCACUCAGCCAGCAAGUCACUCAGUCAGUCACUCAGCCAGCAAGUCAGUCAGUCAGUCAGUCAGCCAGCCAGCAAGUCACUCAGUCAGUCAGUCAGCCAGCAAGUCAGUCAGUCAGUCAGUCAGUCAGCCAGCCAGCAAGUCACUCAGUCAGUCAGUCAGCCAGCAAGUCAGUCAGUCAGUCAGUCAGUCAGCCAGCAAGUCAGUCAGUCAGUCAGUCAGUCAGUCAGCCAGCAAGUCAGUCAGUCAGUCAGUCAGUCAGCCAGCCAGCAAGUCAGUCAGUCAGUCAGUCAGCCAGCAAGUCAGUCAGUCAGUCAGUCAGCCAGCAAGUCAGUCAGUCAGUCAGUCAGUCAGCCAGCAAGUCAGUCAGUCAGUCAAUCACUCAGCCAGCAAGUCAGUCAGUCAGUCAGUCAGCCAGCCAGCAAGUCACUCAGUCAGUCACUCAGCCAGCAAGUCAGUCAGUCAGUCAGUCAGCCAGCAAGUCACUCAGUCAGUCAGCCAGCCAGCAAGUCAGUCAGUCAGUCAGUCAGUCAGCCAGCCAGCAAGUCACUCAGUCAAUCACUCAGCCAGCAAGUCAGUCAGUCAGUCAGUCAGUCAGCAAGUCAGUCAGUCAGUCAGUCAGUCAGCAAGUCAGUCGGUCCAGCAUGAAAAAGACCGACUCCACGCGUCACUGUUUAUUUGUACAUGUGAAUAAUACAAAAAGGAAGAAAGAA
Molecule: messenger RNA, 4077 nt
Organism: Eriocheir sinensis (Chinese mitten crab)
Lineage: Eukaryota; Metazoa; Arthropoda; Malacostraca; Decapoda; Varunidae
Product: zinc finger protein 436-like
Exons: 2
Coding region: 446-1528 (360 amino acids)
Biological process (GO): regulation of transcription by RNA polymerase II
Molecular function (GO): RNA polymerase II cis-regulatory region sequence-specific DNA binding; DNA-binding transcription factor activity
Source: RefSeq, a predicted model, not a curated record